AGGAAGUCGACUUCAUAGUAAUGAGACCAAUUCAAAAUAUCGAAUAGAAUUAUUUAAACUCCCGAUAUAAGCGUUCACCCAGGCAAGGUAUAGAUUCGCAUUAAGACUGCCUUUGUAACGGUUUAAUUGUAAACAAUAAAUGUAAGAAUAUAAAUAAACACUUCUUUUGAUUUCCAUUUGUGCGCUCAUACAUAAUUAUUCCUCAUCGAUCGAAUUAUCGAAUAAUCGAUAACAAAUAUUUAUUCGAAAGAAAUAUACAAAUGUUAGUGAGUUAACGCACCGCAAAACAAAGGUAACGUAAUGGAAGAGAUGCAUCCACAGCACUGGUCCUAUGAUUUACUCAUAACGAUUGCAACAAGUGAUCCGCUAACUCCAGAUUUCAUCACCGAACUAAAAUCUAUGUUCGUAAAUGACAUAGGUUCACCACGUCGCUAUGAAUGUAUACGCACUAUAGGCGAUUUAAUAGACUGUCUUGAACGCCGCGACGUCAUUUCGGAGGCAAACGUUGAGCCUCUGCGCCUUUUAGGCAAUAAGCAACUCGACGAGGCGAUAGAAGCGUAUAUACCUCCACGUAAUGCCUCUGCGGAAGGUAUUAAUCACUAUCAUGACAUACAUAUCGCAAAUGAAAUGUCGCACAAACUUUCUAUGAACGGUCACGUCGCACCGACGAAGAACGCCAAUAUUUACUGUGAUAAUACUCGUCGAUCGGCUUCUGUUGAAACAGCAGGCUCCACAAAUUCUACCGUCAGCAGUUCAAGUAGCAAUCAUUCAAACAAUUAUCCAUUUGCUUUAUCGGAGCAAAAGCGCGCCGCUAUUUAUAGGAUGCUUUCACAACAUUUAGGCACCCAUUGGCGGACAUUCGGACGAGAAUUGGGAAUACGUGAAGGCAAAAUGGACGAAAUCGAAUUGCAAUCCCCGCGUGAACUUAGUGCACGAGUUUAUAAAGUGUUGCAAAUACUCGAAGAGGAUGAUUGCCAUGAUCCUAAAAUGCAUUUACGUAUUAUAAAAGAGGCGUUGGAACGUGCACGUCGCAAGGAUCUUCGACGCAAGGUUGAUGAUAUUAUGUCGCAUUGAGACGAGUGAUAUUUAUAGUGCCAAUUAUAAGUUGUUGACGACAUUGAUAACAAACCAAAAAUUUGCUGUGGUGGAAGUUUAUUCAUUAAAAAGAAUAAGUUUUAAGAAUUUCGUUUGAAUGUACUAAAUGGCGUUAUAAUAGUCAGAGACGACGACAACAAUGUAAAUAUAAACUAUUGCGCUCUGAAAUGAG
Molecule: messenger RNA, 1267 nt
Organism: Anastrepha ludens (Mexican fruit fly)
Lineage: Eukaryota; Metazoa; Arthropoda; Insecta; Diptera; Tephritidae
Gene: Fadd
Product: fas-associated death domain protein
Exons: 2
Coding region: 301-1074 (257 amino acids)
Biological process (GO): signal transduction
Molecular function (GO): protein binding
Source: RefSeq, a predicted model, not a curated record